Molecule: messenger RNA, 1064 nt
Organism: Cynara cardunculus var. scolymus (artichoke)
Lineage: Eukaryota; Viridiplantae; Streptophyta; Magnoliopsida; Asterales; Asteraceae
Product: protein PLANT CADMIUM RESISTANCE 10
Exons: 5
Coding region: 313-882 (189 amino acids)
Source: RefSeq, a predicted model, not a curated record
UUCGAAUGGUACCGAUGAUCAAACAAGUUCGACGGAUCCUGCGAUCAAUCUAAUAAGUACCCAAUUCUUCCGUCUCUCACCGGCAAUCUGAUAGGCUCUCUUCCAUGGACACUGCUGGAGUUCUUGUGAGGCCGAUGGCAUAACAACAGUCAAAACUAACACAACAGCUAUCAUUUCAGUUUUCAGGUAUCACUAAAUAGAACGUGUUUCACUGCUUUCAAACAUCAUUCUAGACAAACAGGAAUCUUGUUACAGAAAGCUUCUCAAGUGAAGAGAACCAGAUAAGAGGCGCCCAUUUAUCUUCAGAGGAAAAUGAAAGAUCAGAGUGGUUACGUACCACCUCGUUACAUUCCCCUGGGCCAGUCAGAUCUAGAGACAAGUAUACUUUCUAACACUGAUGAAUCUCCCACACAGAAUGAAAGCAGUAGUGAUGUCCCAGUUCAAUGGUCCUCUGGAAUAUGUGCUUGUUUUGAUGAUCUACAAAGCUGCUCCGUUGGUACGAUAUGUCCUUGCUUUCUUUUUGGAAAGAAUGCAGAAACUCUAGGAUCUGGCACAUUCAUGGGAUCAUGUACAACCCAUUUUAUCAUAUGCGGCCUUAUCAAUUCCUUUUGCUGCUUGGUAACGGGAGGCGUGAUUCUAGGCUUUCCUGGAUGCUUUGCUGCAUGCUAUGCCUGUGGAUACCGCAAAGCACUACGCACAAAGUAUAAUCUGCAGGAAGCUCCGUGUGGGGAUUUUAUGACGCACCUUUGCUGCCAUUUGUGUGCGGUAUGUCAAGAAUACAGGGAAAUUCGUGAAAGGUCUGUGGACAUCAACCCACAUGCAAACAUAGUAGAGGUUACAGCUCCUCAGGUGCAGACAAUGGAUUUAGCUGUGCGGAAAUAACCUUAUCUAGCCGUUAUAUAUCUAUUGUGUUCUUUCUUUGUUCUCUUCAUUCACAAAUAGAAUCUUGUCAUUGUAAACGUGAUUGUAAGGUUCAUCUUUCAUGCGACUUUUAGAUACAUUAGUUGUUGACUGUAUCAAUGUGGGUGGGUUCGGGAUUUACAAUAUCUAGUGGUCUUUCUUGU